This is a messenger RNA of Clonostachys rhizophaga, 1035 nucleotides long. NCBI's taxonomy places the organism in Eukaryota, Fungi, Ascomycota, Sordariomycetes, Hypocreales, Bionectriaceae. The record is from the annotation of a GenBank genome assembly.
AUGGUCAAGGUUACCAUCUUGGGUGCUGGCGUAACUGGCAUGAUGGCCGCGGCCAGUCUGCCAAGGAACUACAACGUCACCAUCGUGGCCGAGCAUCUUCCAGGCGACUACGACACCAAGGAGUGGGCUAGCCCUUACGCUGGCGCCAUCUGGGUUGGUGUCCAUCAGUCGUCGCCCCGGGAGCAAAAGAUGCAGCUUGAGGGUCUCAUGGGACUCCUCAGACUGGCCGAGACCAACCCCGAGUCGAGUGUCCGCCAGAUCGAGAUGACCGAGAUCAUGGAUCGUGGCACCAAAGCGGAUGUUUGGUAUGCCGGAAAAGUGCCCGAUUUCCGCUUCUUGAGCGACGAGGAGCUUCCCAUAGGUGCCAUUUACGGCAUGAAAUACAAGACGGUUGUCCUGACGCCUCAAAAGUUCCUCACCUGGCUGUACGAGAGGCUUCAGGCUCGCGGAAUCAAGUUUCGACGCACUCGGGUUUCUUCGCUCGCCGAUCUAAAGGGACUUGGCCAUGACAUUCUCAUCAAUGCCUCUGGCAUUGGGGCAGAGAACCUCAAGGAUGUCAUGGAGAAGAACCUGACGCCCUGGAGGCUUCAAUGCGUGGUUGCCAAGGCUCCACCCACCUACGACCGACUCUUUAUCCGCAGAGGAGAUAAGGGAUACUACUCUACUGCCUUUGCACGACUCGAUGGUACAGUCUAUGUCGGAGGUGUUCUAACCGAGAAUGACCGGGAUUUAUCCAUAUCCGAGGAGCAACGAAAGAAGAUUUGCCAGAACGCUCACAACAACCAGCCCGACGUCUUCCCAUCCCCAGACCCCAAAGACUGGCCGAUCCUGUACGAUCACGUAGGCGUCUACGCUACCAUGGAUAGGCGCUUCUGCGGCGUGCGUUGCGAGAAAGAGGUGGUUGAUGGCCAGAGAGUCAUCCACGCCUAUGGUCAAAACGCAGGAGGAUACGUCUACAGCUUUGGCCUCGCUCGUGAAGUGGUGAGCCUCACUGAGGACUACAUUUAUGAGCUUCCCGCAGCUGGAAAGCUAUAA